Microstroma glucosiphilum is the source of this 3325-nucleotide messenger RNA. RefSeq lists its product as hypothetical. The record is from RefSeq and is a predicted model, not a curated record. Bases 334 to 3204 code for a protein of 956 amino acids. Lineage: Eukaryota; Fungi; Basidiomycota; Exobasidiomycetes; Microstromatales; Microstromataceae. The transcript has a single exon.
CCUCAGGCUCAACCUCACACACACACACACACCCUGCUGACUUUUUGAUUCGCACCUUGGUCUCGACUUGUUCAUCUUCUUCGUACCGACGAUCUUGUCAAGGACUUGGUCAACUUCAGGUCAUCCAACAUUGCCAUUCACUCAUCUAUCCACCUCCAUUCUUGACAACCACAACCCCACACUCGCUACAUCCCAAACACACACCAAGACGGACUCACCUCCCACAGCCCCACGGCCCCUUCAGGCAGAACCAGGGCCACAUAGGUCGUCGCCCUCGACCACACUCAUCUUCCCCUUCUUGUCUCCCUCGCCCCCCCUUUUUGACGACCUGCCAUGACUGCACCACCACGCUUGCCUUCGCUGGAUCAGCACAUGGCUUCCCUGGCCACAGAUUCACCCGAACCAGCUAGGCAUUACAACAAUGGUCACAAUGGUCUCUCCGAACCAUCCACCUCUACCCCCGAGGCCCCUCCUCGAGAAGAGACCAGGUCAAGCUCUGUCCCAAGACCACAACGUCCCGCUAUAGCACCCACUCGCUCCCGCACACGGAGCACCUCGUCCAGCAACUUCCUACACCGUCUCACAUCCAGGAACAGCGUCAUCAGCGUAGACUCACCCAGUAUCGCAGAGUCGGAUGGCUCAGGUUUAUCCGGAAAGCCCGAUCGGGAUGCCCUGUCCAAGCCAAGGGGAAAGUACAAGAGUGGGAUCAACUGGGACAGCGCCAUUCUUCUCCCUAGUCACGAUUCUCAGGCCUAUCUGGACCAAGCAUCGCCCACUCAAUCUCCUGCAGAAGAGAUGUCUUCACCCCUCGAUGAUGAAGAGGCUCGGCAGAGGCUCGCUGCUGGAUCAACUUCUGCAGCCAGGGACUACUACCGCGGACUCGGCACUUCUGCAAUGGUGUUCCCUGCACAGCAACGCGCACUGAUAGAGGCUUCGAUGAGAGCUGCAGUGUCAAACAGAGGUGCUGCUGCUGCUGGCACCUCUCGACAUGUCUCUGGCGGAGGUCACACAAAUGGACAGAUGGGCGUCAAUGGUUACGGAAAUCGCCCCUCCCAAACCCCUUCACCGCAAAUGUCCUUUAGGACUAGCCCUCCGCCGGGUCCCUCCCACGCCAGUACAUCCGCUCCCAUGUCAGGGUCGCGGUCGCAGGGCCUGGUCCCUCCCAUGUCUCGCGGCGGUACAUCGCCGCACUCUCUCGCCUCUUCUUCGGACGAGAGAGUCUCGGGACCUCGGACGGCUUCGGCUACCCCUCCGCCUUCCCAGAGGGGCGGUGAGAGGCUGACGCCCAUUUCUACGACGCACGACGAAGAAGAAGCUGGCCCUGUCAGCAAGAGCCCUGCACCUAGUGUCAAGAGCGGAAAGCAGCGACGAGGAUUCUUGGGCAUUGGGAGCAAGUCGACAGACAAGGUGUACAAGGCUGGCAAGAAUGGCCGCGCAGGCUCAGAGUCAUCCCCUCAGCUCGCAAGUAGCGAAGACGGACCGCCAAGAAGGCGCUUCCCCAAUACGAGGGAGUUGGAUGUUGUUGCUUCUGAGCUGGCAAACGAAGCGGCCAUCGAGGCAUAUGGUAUGCCGACCUUUGGUCCUCACGGUUCAUGGGGUCCUAGUGGCUCGGGCUCUCGCACACCAGUCGACAGGCGCGGUUCUGGUCCGGGAAGCAACAAUGCAGGCAUUGCACCAGGAGCCUUCAACUAUGUUGGGUCCCCUUACUCUUCCCCCAGCUCGAACAGCUCGCACAGCAACGGCAAUGGCUUCCAGCCCUUUAUGCCGCCUUUUGCCAGACCGGAUGGCCAUGCAUCUCCUACCUCUUCCAUUCACACCAGCCCCAUCUCCAGCACAGCUCACGAGUUGGCGCCAUCUUCCCGACCUGCCUUCUCGCCUAAACCUUCGGCACUGAGCAGCAUCUCGGCCACGCAGAAUGAUGGUCUGCACAAUGUGCCGAGGGAGAUGUUCAUCGGCAUCGGCGACAAUGCGUUCCCAAUUGUGCCUUCCUCUGCCAUGACCGACUCCUAUGCCGGAUCAGACGCUAGUGGCUUCCAGUCGGGGUCUGGCACGCCGCGGCGCCCUACCACGGGGCCCGGCGCGGCUAUCAGUGUAGGAAGUGCUCUUGGCCCUCCGUCGGGUGGUUCGCGCAAGGGGAGUGUCCUGAGCAUGAGCAUGCACGACCCGCAAGCCGAGACGCAGGGAUUGACCAAACAGGUCAAGUCGGGAAAGAGUACGCCUUGGGGAAGCAGAGCACCCAGUAGGAGCGUCACGCCCAAGACGUCGGCAAAGAACCUGAGCGAGCUAGCAAAAGCACAAACUGCUCAGCUGCAGGCUCGACUUUCGAAUCUGACUGGAGUCAAUGGCGGUAGCAGCAGCAGUAGCAGCAGUACUGGGUUGAACGGCGGCGGGUUCCUGGGUCGAAAAAUCAGCCCGGAGCAGGUGCGAGCAGCUCUCCCUACGCCCGUGGUAGAGGAGUCAGCCAUACCUUUUCGGACGCCCGUGGGGGAAGAGGUUCCGGGGUAUCCUCAGCCUGCCGAAGCCCUGCCCAGUGCGGCGACUAAUGCUGCUCCCGUCGGACGUUCAACGUCCUCCUCCUCCAUGCACUCCAAGACGAGCAAGAAGGACAAGCGCAGGUCCUUUUUCACCCAGUUCGGAAACAGCAAGGGAGCAUCCGACUUGCCCAUCAGCGGUAGCGUUGCAGGCAUAGCCAAUGGCAGUAGCAGGAGCAAGAGUAAUGGUCUAGCGACACGGAGCAGUAGCAACAGUCUAGCCGCCCCUGGUAUGCCCCCCUCGCUCCCCUCGAAGACGACGCUCAGACGUCGUGAACCUGACGCUGCCGGCGGUCCACAUGCCAAUGGCUCACAAUCAGCCUCGGCCUCGGCCUCUCCCGAUAGCCCUAACCCCAACGGCACCGGCAAGGGUAGCGGCACUGGCUCUCGCACCACCUCGUGGAAUUUCCUGGGACGAGCCUCUUCGCCUAGCGCGGGAGGGCGUGCGCUCAACGGUCCCAAUAGGAAAGCGAGUGGAGAGAUGAGGAGUGCAAGCGCAGCUGGCGGAAAUGGAGCUGGAGGUGGUGCCGCAGGUGCUGGAGGCAUGGCAGGAGGGGUAGGAGGAGGAAUGAAAAGAUUGAUGAACAUGUUUGGCUCUUCGGCUGGUGGAGCUGGAGGGAGAAAGAGUACAGAGGUUUCCAGGGCAGGGACGCCUGUUAGGGCUGCUAUCUGAGCGGCUGGUCUGCCGAGGGCGCAGCGAGGGCGGGGCGCACUUUGGUGGUAGUAGCAGAGACCUCCAUGCUCGCACGACCAACCCACACACAAAACCACACAGACAUGCAAACACACACAUG